Messenger RNA from Tympanuchus pallidicinctus (lesser prairie-chicken), 1742 nucleotides. RefSeq names its product CWC27 spliceosome associated cyclophilin (gene CWC27). The record is from RefSeq and is a predicted model, not a curated record. Gene Ontology annotation, molecular function: peptidyl-prolyl cis-trans isomerase activity. NCBI's taxonomy places the organism in Eukaryota, Metazoa, Chordata, Aves, Galliformes, Phasianidae. Gene Ontology annotation, biological process: protein folding; protein peptidyl-prolyl isomerization. The coding region runs from base 105 to 1538 and encodes 477 amino acids. The transcript has 14 exons. Gene Ontology annotation, cellular component: catalytic step 2 spliceosome.
CCCAAGAUGGCGGCGGACUGCGGGCAGUAGCGCGGGUAGGGGAGAAGGGUUGAUGCGCUUCGGACUGGGACUGCGUGGGUCUGCCACAACACCCCUUCCCCAGCAUGAGCAACAUCUACAUCCAGGAGCCCCCCACCAACGGCAAGGUUUUGCUGAGAACUACAGCAGGAGAUAUUGAUAUAGAAUUGUGGUCUAAAGAAGCACCAAAAGCAUGUCGAAAUUUCAUCCAGCUUUGUAUGGAAGAGUAUUACAAUAAUACAAUAUUUCACAGAGUAGUGCCGGGUUUUAUAGUGCAGGGAGGUGAUCCCACUGGUACCGGCUCAGGUGGAGAUUCAAUCUACGGAGCUCCUUUCAAGGAUGAGUUCCAUUCACGAUUGCGAUUUAAUCGAAGAGGACUUGUUGCUAUGGCAAAUGCUGGACCCCAUGAUAAUGGCAGUCAGUUUUUCUUUACACUGGGUCGUGCAGAUGAACUUAAUAACAAGCACACGAUCUUUGGAAAGGUUACUGGAGAUACUAUAUAUAACAUGCUGCGGCUAGCUGAAGUGGAAGUUGACAAAGAGGAAAGACCACUCAGUCCACAUAAAAUAAGAAGUAGUGAGGUUUUGUUUAAUCCAUUUGAUGAUAUUGUUCCAAGACCAAAUAGAAAGCUGAAGAAGGACAAACCAGAAGAAGAAGAUAAGAAGCCCAAAGUAAAAGGCACAAAAAAUUUUAACUUGCUUUCGUUUGGGGAAGAAGCUGAAGAAGAAGAGGAGGAAGUCAACAGAGUUAGUCAGAACAUGAAGGGAAGGAGUAAAAGUAGUCAUGACCUACUGAAGGAUGAUCCACAUUUGAGCUCAGUUCCUGCUGUCAAAAGUGAUGCAGCAAAUGAAGAGAGUUAUUUGAGUGAGAAGGAAGAUGAAAAUGGUGAAGAUGUUGACAGUGUAGAAGGUGAAGCUGCUAGCAAUGAGAGAUUUCAAAUGAAAGAACGCAUUGCAAAAAAGUUGAAAAUGGAUACAAGUGAAACUGCUAAACUGCAACUUCAAGAGGAAGAAACUAAGAUGGAAAAGAAAAUCACCAGUCGCAGUGAGGAGCUACGGAAAGAAGCACGACAGCUGAAACGUGAACUUUUGGAGGCAAAGCAGAAAAAAGAAGAGCAAACUUUAAAACCCAAAGAAAAGGAAGAAGAGGAACCUGCACCAAAUAGUGUUGUUGAAGAAUACCGUCAGGAGAAGAGAAAAUAUGAAGACAAACGGAAGCAGCAGCCAAAGAAAGGAGUUUCCCGUGAAGAUCAGACACUGGCACUGCUGGACCGAUUUAAAUCAAAGUUAACCCAAGCAAUUGAAGAAACUCCUGAAAAUGAGGUUUCUGAAUUUGAAGUAGAUACUGAUGAAGGAUGGAUGUCACAUGUACUUCAGUUUGAAGAUAAGAGCAGAAAGGUGAAAGAUGCAAGCAUGCAGGAUGAAGACACUUUCGAGAUCUAUGAUCCACGGAAUCCUGUAACUAAGAGGAGAAGAGAAGAAAGCAAGAAGAUAAUGAGAGAAAAAAAGGAAAGGAGAUAAAAUGAAUGUAAUGCUAGCCAGAGCUGCUUUGAAAAGUGACUGCAAUAAAGCACUGGCUCUUUUGUAAGCUGUAGAUCUUAAAAAUAUUACUGGGCAAGUGUAAAAAGGAAUCUCUCAGGAUGCUAUUGUAUGGUUUUGAAUCUGAACUACCAUUUGUUUCUCAAGUUGUGCAUUAAAAUGCUCUCAGUGCAUUCAUUAUCCAAA